Rana temporaria (common frog) is the source of this 2674-nucleotide messenger RNA. It is a transcript of the gene WDR3, whose product is annotated as WD repeat domain 3. The record is from RefSeq and is a predicted model, not a curated record. Gene Ontology annotation, molecular function: protein binding; snoRNA binding. NCBI's taxonomy places the organism in Eukaryota, Metazoa, Chordata, Amphibia, Anura, Ranidae. Gene Ontology annotation, cellular component: Pwp2p-containing subcomplex of 90S preribosome; small-subunit processome. Gene Ontology annotation, biological process: maturation of SSU-rRNA.
GACACUGAUGUCAUAGUGUGGGACGUCAUUAAUGAGAGCGGAUUGUACCGCCUACGAGGACACAAGGACGCCGUCACCCAAGCUUUGUUCCUGAAGGAGCGGAACCUUCUCAUCACCAGUGGUAAAGACACGUUGGUGAAAUGGUGGGACCUGGACACUCAGCACUGCUUCCAGACCAUGGUGGGCCAUCGCACGGAGGUUUGGGGUCUGACGGUUCUUUCAGAGGAGACUCGACUUCUCACCGGCUCAGCAGACAGCGAGCUGAGGGCGUGGAACAUCUCCUAUGUAGAUGGGCAUGAAAACUCAGAGGAGCCUCAGGUGAAAAAAUCUAAAGUUCCUUCUGCAGAGGUGGAAGAUGAUGAGGAGGAAGGGAAGGAGGAGGCGACAGAGGAGCGCAUCCUGACCUGCCGGCGCUACGGAUCCAUCAUGAGGGAAGGGAGGGACCGAGUGGUGACUCUGGGGACCGACCGUACUAGAAGGUUCCUGGCUUGUCAUGGCAACGACUCCCAGCUGGAGAUCUUCUGUGUUCUGAAUGAGAAUGAGAUUGGCAAGAAGAUGGAGAAGAAGCUGAAACGGGCCAAGAAGAAAGUGAAACCGAAGGAAGGGGAGGAGCCAGAAGAGGUGACGGUGGAGAGGACGCUCCAAGACGAAAUUCAGAAGCUCACCAACGUCAAGGCCUCCUCAAAAAUCAAAUCAUGUGACCUGCUGACAUGCGGCACGGCGGAGCUGAAGGUGGUGGUCUUGCUCCAGAACAACAGCGUGGAGUGUUUCACGCUCCCGGCGGACCCGUCCCAGCCCGGCCCCAUCGAGUGCAACAAGAGCGCCCGGCUCACCCUCGGGGGUCAUCGCAGCGACGUGCGCACUCUGACGUUCAGCUCGGAUAAUAUCGCCGUGCUUUCGGCGUCCGCCGAGUCUGCCAAAGUCUGGAACAGAUCAACAUUGCAGUGCAUCCGGACGAUGAUGUGCGAAUACGCCCUCUGCUCGCUCUUUGUACCGGGAGACCGGCACGUCAUUGUGGGGACCAAGUCUGGGAAGCUGCAGCUGUUUGAUUUGUCCUCUGGGAAUGAGAUGGACUCGAUACCCGCCCACGAAGGGGCGUUGUGGUCCAUUUCCCUGUCACCUGACCAGAGAGGAUUUGUGACCGGAGGCGCUGAUAAAGCUGUGAAGUUCUGGGAGUUUGAAUUGGUCAAUGAUGACUCUGAGGCUCAAAGCAGCCGCCGCCUGUCGGUGAAGCCGGCUCGCGUGUUGCAGAUGGACGAGGAUGUGCUGUGCGUGCGUUAUAGUCCGGACGGCCGUCUCCUCGCCGUGUCUCUGCUGGAUUGCACAGUGAAAAUCUUCUUUGUGGACACAUUGAAGUUCUUCCUGGCUUUGUAUGGACACAAGCUGCCCGUCCUGUGUAUGGACAUCUCCUAUGACAGCGCUAUCAUUGUCACCGGCUCUGCCGAUCGGAAUAUAAAGAUCUGGGGUCUGGACUUUGGGGACUGUCACCGCUCGCUCUUCGCCCACGAUGACAGCGUCAUGUUUCUGCAGUUUGUUCCGAAGACGCAUUUGUUCUUCAGCGGCGGGAAGGAUCGGAAGGUGAAACAAUGGGACGCCGAUCACUUCCAGCAGAUUCAGACUCUGGAGGGCCACCAUGGAGAAGUUUGGUGUUUGGCCAUCAGUCCCAAUGGUGACCACAUUGUCUCGUCGUCGCAUGACAAGUCGCUGCGGCUGUGGGAACGGACGAGGGAUCCGCUCAUCCUGGAGGAGGAGCAAGAGAUGCAACGUGAAGCCGAGUUUGAGGCGAGCGUAGGGAAAGGAGACCAGCCGGUGGUGGCGGGAGAGAAGGAAGGAGAGACGGGGCUGGCGGGAAAGAAGACCAUCGAGACCGUGAAAGCCACGGAGCGCAUCAUGGAGGCCGUGGAGCUCCACCGAGAGGAGACCACCAAAGUGCGGGAACACGAGGCGCUGUGCAGAGCGGCUGGGAAAGAGCUCCCCCGGAGGAUUCACCCCGUCCUGCAGGCUUACGGGAACAUCUCGUCCUCGGAAUAUGUUCUGGAUGUCGUAAAGAAAGUGAGAUCCAGUGAGUUGGAGGAGUCGCUGCUUGUCCUGCCGUUCUCCUACGUCCCCGACCUGCUGACCCUCUUCAGGGAUUACAUCCUCCGCAGUCUGGAGGUGGAGCUUAUCUGCCGCUGCCUCUUCUUCCUGCUCAGGAUUCAUUUUGGACAAAUCACAAGCAACCAGAUGCUGCUGGGUGUCAUGGAAGACCUGAAGAACUGCACCAUCUCCCGGGUGUCGGAGGUUCGGGACGUCAUGGGGGUAAACAUGGCCGCCCUGCACUUCUUAAAGCGAGAAAUUGAAGACAAGGAGGAAGUCCUGUUCUUUGCCGACGCCACCGAGAAGUUCGAGGACAAGAGGAGGAAGCGGAAGAAAAAGGAGAAGCUGAUGCUGACCGUAGCAUGAUAACCCCCCUGCCCUUAUGUGUCAUCCAAUCACGGCCUCACCAUUCACCUCGAGAGCUUCCGAAAUAGAGACUUUGUGAUUGGUCAGGGCUGUUCUACUCUGAGUGUAGAGACUUGGACCAUACCAUUCACACAUAUUGUGUGGGGGAGGAGAUUCAGGAGGCCCUGCUUGCUAUGUACAGAGACCUCACUUUUGGAAAAACAUAUUUUAAUAAAAAUAUUUUAUAAGUGUG